Gallus gallus (chicken) is the source of this 8315-nucleotide messenger RNA. It is a transcript of the gene IL31RA, whose product is annotated as interleukin 31 receptor A. The record is from RefSeq and is a predicted model, not a curated record. The transcript is spliced from 16 exons. Gene Ontology annotation, molecular function: cytokine receptor activity; cytokine binding. Bases 269 to 2920 code for a protein of 883 amino acids. Gene Ontology annotation, biological process: cytokine-mediated signaling pathway. NCBI's taxonomy places the organism in Eukaryota, Metazoa, Chordata, Aves, Galliformes, Phasianidae. Gene Ontology annotation, cellular component: external side of plasma membrane; signaling receptor complex.
ACACACGGCAGCCGCGGCGCGCGACGAUGGCGGCUGUUUCUCUGACGGCCCGGGACGUAAGAGCUGACAGUUGUCGCUGAGCUGCUGGCUUGCUUGCUUUGGAGAAGAGCGCGUUACGCUCGGCAGCGGCUUUACCCGAGGCGUUUCGGGCUGGUGGAUACACGGCCUCGUUCUGUCUGUGCGCGCACGCUUUCUGCCCGGUGGGGCGUCGUCGUCUCCUGUUACGGACCUGUCACAGUGUUUCCUGCUCAUAGUUACUGGAAAGGAAAUGUUCAACUGCUGGAUUUGGAUAUUUAUCUUGCUCUGUAGAAGCUCUAUAGCAGAUGAAAACUCUACCAGAGAUGCUGACAUUUUUCCUUCUUCUCCUGAAAUUGAAAGAGGAUCCACCCUGAAACUAUUCUGUGUACUUGGAAAACACUACACACCUCACAGGAACGCAAGCCACAUCAUCUGGAAAUUGAAUCGUGAAUUAAUUGCUCAGGAAAACUACAAUAUUAUCAAUGAGACUGUAUCUAGUAUAACUAUCUAUAAUUUCACUCACAACAAAGCACAUGUGAAAUGCUUCAUUAAGUAUUUAGGAAAAGAACAACUUCUGGUUCACACUGAAGUUAAAUCUGGCUUUCCACCAGGCACACCAAGAAAUAUUUCCUGCAUUUACGAUGUUGAUAUUAAGCUUACCUGUAACUGGACUUCAGGAAGAGAAACAAAUCUUGCAACAAGUUAUACUCUUUACAGAAAAAUUAUGAAAAUACACGGUCCAAUUAUGCAGGAGCCGAAGAUCUCCACCUGUCAAAGCAAUACUGAAUCAUGUUCAUUUCAUUACCCAAAUAUUCCGUUUGGUGAUAACCUUUGUUUUCAAGUGAAAGCUGAAAAUGUUUUGGGCAAAGCCUCAUCAGAUUGUGUUCCUAUAAACAUGGAAGAAAUAGAGAGAUUUCAACCUCCUGAAAUACUUUCAUUAAAAAAAUAUGCUGGUAUAAAGAAGUUGCUUACAGUAACCUGGAAAAUACCUGAGAAAAGUACACGUUUACUGGAUGUAAAAUGCCAGAUUCGAUACAGAAACUUGUAUUCAAACUCAUCGGAAAUUGACACUGUUAUGGUGGCUUCUGGAGAAGAGAUAUCAACAUAUAAUCUCACGGGUCUGUGGGACUGCACAGAGUAUUUAGUUGCCAUUCGGUGCAUCAGUGUUGAAUCAAAACUCUGGAGUGAAUGGUGUAAAGAGGAAGCAGCAAGCACAGAGGAGAAAGCUCCCUCAGAAAAAGUGGAUUUGUGGAGAGUGAUUGCGUCUUCAUCCCCAGCUGGGAACAGAUCUGUGUAUCUUAUGUGGAAGCUGUUAAGCAACUGUCCACCCCAUGGGAGAAUUCUAGGCUACAAAAUACAGCAUUUUCCAGAAAAUAAUACUGCACUUCAAAUGACAAACUUCACUUCUGAUAAGAAAAUUACUUUACUUUUAAAUGAAGAGGCAUAUAUAAUAUCUGUUACUGCCUAUAAUUCUGCUGGAAAUUCUCCUGCAGCUAUUUUGAGGAUUCCAUCCACUGAUGAAAAAUCUUCUCAAAUUAUUGAAGCGGUGAGAACCUUUACAACAGAGGAAGAAAUGAUUCUGGAAUGGACAGUCUCUAAACCAGAAGUAACUGAGUAUGUAGUUGAGUGGUAUGAGGAAAUGGAGACAGAUCCUUUUAGUAGAUCAUGGCAGUAUAUAUCAAAUUCUACAAAGUGGAAAACUAACAAAAAAAACUUUAAAUUAUUUGUAUGCUACAACAUGUCAGUGUAUCCUAUCUAUGAAAAUAAAGUAGCAGCUCCAUAUUCCAUACAAACUUAUGUUCAAGAAAAAGAGCCAUCAGAAGGCCCUGUGGCUGAUACGGGUUUUCCAGGCAAAAAUGAAGUUACAAUAAAAUGGAAUGAGAUUUCAAAGGAUAAAAGAAAUGGCUUUAUUAGUAACUACACAAUAUUUUAUAAACCUGAAGGUGGAAAAGAGUUGAAUGAAACAGUGAACUCUGAUGUGCUACAGUACACACUGAAGUCUUUACAGGCUAAUACACAAUACACUGUCUAUAUCAUGGCAAGCAACAGAGCUGGUGGAACCAGUGGAGAGCCAAAAACAUUCAAGACUUUGAAAUUCAAUAAAGAAGACGUUAUUUUCAUUGCAAUACCAGUUGGAUUAAGCAUGUUGUUUCUGUUAGGCCUUUGGAUAACGUGCAUUAUGAAAAAACACCUGUUUAAAAAGGUUUGCUGGCCUGAUGUACCCAAUCCUGCAGAGAGCGUUGCAGUGCAGUGGCCUCUUGAUGCAUCUAUGAAUAAUUCAUUUUCAAAGGGGGUGGCAUGCGAGGAUAAAACCAGAGGCCUGGAAAACAUAAGUAUUUUGGAAGACUGUUUUCCUGAAGUAGAACAUGAAGGAUCACUACUAAUGAAUCGUGAAAAACGCAUUUCUGGAAGUACUGACAUUAAUACAAAUGAGGCACAGAAUAUCUCUGAAUACAAAAUAACUCUGCUAAAUAGUGAUAAAAAGAUACACGAUAAUGAAGAACAGGAAGUUGCUAAGCACCUUUCACCAUCCAUGCCUUAUAUAAUCACUGAUCAAGAUUUCAGAAGUCAAAUACAUUCAACUUUGAUACCGGCCAAGAAACUUCAACCUAUCAAAAUGCUGGAAGAUGACUUAUCUGAUUCGCAACAGAUCUCAAUUAAAAAUGAAGAAAAUGAUAAUGAAGAAGUUUUAAGCAGAGAAGAUUUCAGUGAAAAAAGCCUGUUCAAUCCAUACCUUAGAAAUUCUGUUAAAACAAGAGAAUUUCUUGUUUCUGAGAACUUGUCAGAACACAGCAAGAAUGAACCCAAAAGCCAGGCAACUGUUUUACCUGGACAUCGACAAAAUGUUGUAGGACAAUCCUAUAUAACAUUGGACAUGGUUGGGCUGGCAACAGCUCAUUAGCAGGGGAAAUAAUUCCUUGUGAGGUCCCAAUCUGGUAGCACUGCUUUUAAAUUUUCCUGUGUUUCCAGGAUGAGUGUGGUUACUUUGGAUGAAAUUACCCUAUUCCUUUGAACAGCUGUGAAGUAAUGAAUGUACUGUGCUUAUUCCUGUGAAGCUUCACUUUCAGAGUUGUGGGGGAUUUUUUAUUUUUUAAUUUUUUAUCUUUUUAAGCCAAAGAAAUGUGUCAGUGGUAAGGCAAAGGAUGUAGCUUUUCUUCAUUCUUCAUUUUGGUUUUCCCUGUGAGAACAUCAAGCAAUACAAGCAGCCUGCUGCUUUCCCCUUUGGCAACCAAUUCAGAUAGAUGAGCACUGCUGGGGCAAUGUGCACUAACUUGAACAGAGCCAACAUCUGCCAAAUAUUUCCUUAAGUUACAUGAAGUAGAAAAUUUUUGCUAUUUUUUCCCAUGCUUAUUUUGUAUCUAGUUUUAUGUGUACUGAUUUCCUGUCUCGCAGACAGCUGGUAAUCAUCUUUGUGCAUCCUGACUCUUGAAUCAGCAGUUUGGCUCAUAGUUGCCAUAUUUUUAAUGAGAGGAUAUGUUAUGUACAUGUUAUUGACCUAUCUGCAUUUUGGAAGAGGGAGGUUUGUGUUGGCUUCUUGCUUCCUUCCCUUUCUCUCAUUUUCAGUCGUUCUCUGUAUUUUGUACUCCUUCAGCACUGCUUUUUUUAGCUGUUUACUGCAAGAUAUCUUCUUAUCUUCUUGCUGCUGUGCCUUUAACUUCUCCUUGUUCAAAACUGUUUUUCUCAAUUGAAGUUCUGGUAUUUUGAACUGGGAAAAAAAAAAAAAAGAAAAAGAAAAAAGAAAGAAAGCUAAAUUAAACAUUCAGUCCUUUAGAAUUAACAUUUAACUCCCUAGAAUUUCAAAUUCUACAAAUGAUAAUCCCCCAGACUUUAACAGAUUAAACUAUUAUACACACAAUUCUCACGCUACAAGACCUAUGAUACUUACAUCUGUUAAAAUCCCCUAAAUAAGAAAAAAAAAACGUACUAUUACUGAAUGCAUGGGAGAGAAGGAGGCAUUCCUGUGGACGCACCUCCACAGAUGGUGUGGUUGCUGCUGAACAGCUGACUUGGACGCACUGGCAAGUGGUCUGCUCUGUCUCCUGCUACUUACUGUUUCUCUUGCCACAGUGUAUAUUUAUUUCAUUACAAAUGCUAUGCUAUCUUUUAAUAUUCCUGAAAAGUGAAUUUGUUAUAAACAGAUCUCUCUUUUUGAGAUAGUUGAUGACUUCUUGAGAUAGAUGUUUCAACUUCUGAUCAUGGAUGGGAACUUUUUCAGAAGAGCUGAAUUUUCCAUCCAAGUUUGGUAUAUCCUUAGCAGAAGUAAACACUUGCCCGUGACAGAGCCUUAAUCUGAGUACAGUGUAUGUGAGGGACUCGCAGCUUCUGUUCCUGUGCCUCAGCAAUGGGUUCAUGUCACCUUUGCACAGUCACUUCAACAAUCCUGUUCUGCAGCUUCCAUUUGUGUAUUCCAUUUUUUUUUUUUUUUUUGCACAGUAAUCCUGUAGGCUUUGUGUUCGUAUGCAGCUUUAAGAUUUAACAGCAUAAGAUGUGUUCUAGAUACAACCCACCCUGUUGAUGCUAGUUAUCUCUCAGGGCAGGCAGGAAGGACCUGAGACCUUACCACCACUUGAAACUUGAUCCCAUUACAGGCUUCUUCUGUAGGUACAACUUAUCUGAAAUUACUUGCAUGGAUGUUUGUUUAUUUUUUUCCCUUUAUUAUGUCCCUAAUGGUUAUAACCCUUUCAGACUUUGCAGGAAGAUACAGAGAGAUACCGCACUUUUUGCAUGCAUGCCUGUUUUUACUGAAUAAGCUUGUAUAAGAACACUGAAGCAUCCUUGUGGUGUUUACAACAAAAUUAUAUAGGCAGUGGACAGCAUAUUAGUUCAUAUCUGUGUGCAGUACAGUUUUCUGAUAUGUUGAAUGUUCAGGAAUAAGGAAAGCUCAGAUAUUACAGUCACAGUUUGCUUCCUUGGAGUCUGUAACAAGCAGAAUAUCUUGGGAUACAGACUUUCAGGAAGAGACAAUGAGCUGGCCUCAUUGCUGUUGCAAGCUAGUACAGCUUCAGCAUAAAAGAUGCAAUUACACAGAUAUGCCGUCUAUGAAACUAUAUCAGUUCCUCUGAGAAACUGUACAAUGAAUUGCUUUUGUAUAUAUGAAUACAUGCAUGCUUGUCUGAGGCCACAUACAGGGAACUAUCACAAUUAAUCUAUUCUUUGUGCAGCAAAACUUGUACCUGUUUGUAUAAUUUAUAUUGCUGACGUCCAUUGUUCAUCAGAGUGGAUGAGAUUGCAAGCUGGGAUCUUCUAUUCUAAAAUACAUGUGGAGUCUUGCCUAAAGGCCCACAAGAUCCCAGCCUUUGACCUGAAAUACUAAUCUGUGUAUUUACUGUAUUUGUUGCUCUGCUGUUCUUUGUUGUUCAGUUGUGGCUUCUUGAUUCAACAUGUGCCUUGAUUUGAGCACGUGGUGCUGGAGGGAGGACGACUGUACCUAGUCCAAGGCUGUCUUCCCCACCUCUGUCAGUACCUCUGCACUUCCCAUGUGGGAAGGCGGUGGGCUUGUUCCCUUCUCUGCUGAGUGCAAACCAACAUUUCAGCAGUAUUGGAUGGUUGAGAAGCUUGAGGCACAGGCAGACUGAGGUCCUGAAUUACAGUGACAGUAUAGAUGUUAUCUUCCAGUGCUCCCAUCAUACAGAUUAUUACUAAGGUCAGUAGUAAGAUAAUCCCUUUAAAUGCUUGGUGAUUGCAGCUGUGACAGGGAAAGCGAGACUCGUGGGUAAGCUAAGCAGACCUUUGCAAAUAAGGAUCUUAGGGCGGUGAUGUUUGGCUGUGUUGGGUAUAUUUCAAGGUGGUGCUCUAAAAGGCUUGGAGGAACACAUGCUGGGGAUCAUGCGGUCUGCAGCUUGCACCAUGGUGCGUGCAAGCAUGUUGUGGUCAUGAGAGAGAGGUUUCAGCUGGUACCUUUUGCUGUUACCAAAUCGUUUGUUCUUACAUGGCCAAUGAUUAGAAAUAUCACAAGAGAAGAUAAUGAGCCAAACCUGAAACUCUAAUUCAAAGAAAUCUGAGAUUUUAAUUUUGAAAUCUCCCUUGACAGAUUUGAGCAAUAGGGCUUCGUUUUGACAGCCACAGGGUUUCAAGCAUUAGGUUGUAACAUUUUAACCUUGCCAGCCAAGAUAUCAAAAUACAAAAUACUAAAGAUUGAAUAUCCUAAUGUUUUUAUAACAAGCAAUCCUGGCGGUCGCAUGCACAAAACAAUGUCUUAACAGCAAAUGUCAUGCUUGUUAUUGUGAGAGGUAAUCUGUGAAGAUUUAUUUGAUAGCUUUAUGCUUUGCUAGCAGCUAUUCUGAAAUACUCAGCUAAGAUAUCCUGCCAAAUGUUACUUAACGUAUAACACAUACAGCUUAUAUAACAUGUGCAUGAUUUGAGAUUGUGUAAAAUUGAUUUUGAACAUGCUGAAACGUGUAAUGGAUUCUGGGUGGCUCUGCUGGGUGACUCUGGGUUCCAGUUCUCUGCAAAGAGAGCGAAAGGCUCACUUUGCUGCUCUGUGUCAACGUUAAUAGCAGGAAGCAGAGUGCAUCCUCGCGGUGUCUAAGCCUGGAGCCCACAGCUGUAUGGACCGACUGUAAGUUCAGGUAGUUGUUAAUAGCAGUAUUUUUUGCUUCUUAGCAAGAAGGAGUAAACACACAAGAAAGUAUAAAUACAAUGGUUGUAAUAAGUUCUUGUGAUGAGCUUGUCUGAUGGCUAUUCAUCAUGGCCACCGCAUCCUAAAGAUAGAGCGUGCCUAAAGCGGUUGCUUUGUGUGCACUGUUCUGUCCCACAUGCAGAGAACAGCAUUUGUAAAUGGAGCCAACAGAAGAGCAUUCAUUUUGUAAUACUGUUCCUAAUCAUAGGGUCUGACUUUGUGAACGUGUUGUGUGUCCCAGUCUGGUAACUUAGGAACAGGGCUCUGAGUGAGAAACUUCUUUUUUAGCCUUUGUUUUUCCACUUCCUUCACUGUUCUGUUACUUAAAAGAAAUUAUCUUUUUUAGUAUUCGAGAAAAACCCAAUUAUUCUAGUGUAAUUAUUUUCAAAACCUUCCUUAGGACCAUUGUUUGUCCUUUUUCCAUGAGCAAACAAUCAUUUUUGCUGCCAUCUUGCUAUUUAACUUAACUCAAACUAUUUUUGGCUGGUUAUUUUGAAACCAGAACAGAAGAAUGAACAGCGACAAUCUGGAAGUUGGCACAGAUAUUUGAAUAAAAUGUUCUUCCAUGGAAUGAAGUUUUGUUAAUAGCGUAUCAAAACAUGAACUGAAGCAGAUGUGUAUAUGUAUGGUGUAGAUUUAUUCUCUAAAUUGGUUUAAAACAGAACUUGCCAGGGAAGUAAGUGCAGAGGGAUUACUUAGUGCUGUACUUUCCUCAUCCAGUGUCUUUGACUCUCUUCAGCUCUUAAAAGGAUGGCACACUUCUAGGAAGGGUUAUGGGGAUGCAGUCAGUGGAGCAGCCUAGAGGAGCUCAUGGUACACUGGUGCUGUGCCCUGCAGUGCAGGCAGUGCCAAUCCCCUACUCACUGCCCACGGGGCUGCCAGCUGUGGGGCUGAGCUGUGGGAACCCCCCGGCCCAGCGGGAGAAGGAGCUGCGCUGUACUGCGGCAUUUCUUAUUUCCAAAGCACCGCUUUAGUGUUAAUGAGUCACACAGAGCAAUGAGGACAACGCUUUCAAGUUUGAAUGAAGCCACUGGUGUUUUUUGGAAGCCCUUGUCUUGUUCUUCAGGCACUGCUUAGCCCCGGGCUGCUGAGAAAGCCUCUUGAGCCAACUUGUGUAUGUAUCUAGGUUGUCGUGACUGAGUCAACAGAACGGAAGCUUUGCAGCGAGUAUUUCUCAGAAAAGCAGCCUGAGAUUUCCUGGAUCUGCCAUUGCUAUCCUGAGAAUGCCGUGCUCCUUUGCCAAGGAUCAGACAGCAGAAUUUUCCCCAUUAGAUGAGAAACUGUACGCGUGGUGGAUUCUGAUGAAGAAAUACCAUGUUUUGUAACCAUGGGAUUAAUCAGUAGUACUCAGGGAUGCCAGAAACAAAGCUCAUGAGAUUAAAAUCAGGGUUAGUGCUCUGAGUUGUCCACUUGGAAUGUUACUGAAUGGAACCCUUCGGCCUGAAGAAAGGGAGCUGGAGAGGCCCCAGAACUAUGCUACAUCAGAUUCCACCAUAAUGUGACAAAAUCUGGACAAUUCUUCUUAGCCUUUUUUCCUGUGAUGUGAGCGCUGCACACCUCUAGGACAAAUCCGUCGAGUCUGCACGUGGUCUUUUGGGGAUUCAGGCUUUUUUUUUUUUUUUUUUUUAAUUGAAAACAUAUGUUUAAAAAGGCCUCUGAAUACAGGAAUUAACCCUGA